Messenger RNA from Drosophila gunungcola (fruit fly), 3459 nucleotides. It is a transcript of the gene CngB, whose product is annotated as cyclic nucleotide-gated cation channel beta-1. Bases 224 to 3376 code for a protein of 1050 amino acids. Gene Ontology annotation, molecular function: cGMP binding; intracellularly cGMP-activated cation channel activity; protein-containing complex binding. Gene Ontology annotation, cellular component: intracellular cyclic nucleotide activated cation channel complex; plasma membrane. The transcript has 6 exons. Lineage: Eukaryota; Metazoa; Arthropoda; Insecta; Diptera; Drosophilidae. The record is from RefSeq and is a predicted model, not a curated record. Gene Ontology annotation, biological process: monoatomic cation transmembrane transport.
AAAGAAAAAAGUGUUAAAUAAAUACCUGAAAAGUUCAGGUAAAAUUUUACAAAUUUUCAACCACCUGUUGAGCUGCUGAUAACGAAAAACCAGAAGGAGGAAAAACAAAGAACAGCGCAGUCCAAGUUGCAACAGCUGGAAAAAUCAAUAGCCAAGAGGCAAGGCCAGCGACCCUGACCCUCCACUGACACUGAACUUGGCCGGUGGCAAGUCGGUCAACCAAAUGUCCAGCAUGGCACGUUUUCGAAAGCUGAGUCGCCAAAGCGAGGAGCUCGAACCGGAGGCGAGUGCAUCGCUGCUCAAGUCAUCGCCGAAUAUUUUGGAGAACUUUGCCUACGACGAGGAGAUCCAUUCGCUGCAGCAGAAUCACCCGCUCCUCAAGCGGAUGGCCACCUCGCCCACCAGCGCCCACUGCGGCUCCCAGAGCAGCUCCUCCUCCACCUCGUCGUCGUCUACGCGUCGGGAGCCCAAGUUUUGCGACACCCUCGAACGACAUGCCUUCAUGCGGAAUGUGAUCAACCGACAGCCGGAGAGCGUGCGCCGCUACUCGUCUCCCGGCGAGAAGGAGGCCCAGGUGCGACGCAGUCUGGAGGAGAUCACCAAGGAUCUCAGGGAGAUCGAGCAGUUCGUCAGCGCCACCGAGGAGCUGAUGCAGAAGGAGAGGGAACAGGAGCAGCUCCUCCUCUCCAGCUCCAACAAGGAGAACAAGUGCCCGUGCCCCAGUCCCGUGAAAAGGGUCACCUAUAAGAUAAACGCCUACAAGGCACCGCCCAGAAGACAUCGUCCUGGCAGUCCGCGCUUCUACCACUCCCGUUUGUACUUCAGGAAUGGCAAAAUCGGUUGUGUGGACACCGCGGAGCAUCAGAACAAUGUGGGCGCCACCCAUGCGCUGGUCAAGCACAUACUGCAUCACGAGAAGCCGCUGGUGAGUCCGGAUAGCGUGAGGAGGGUGCUCGAGCAGGAGAGCUUCGAAAUGGUGCCACUACCGGGAGCAGUGCCCGUAGUGGUCGUACCCGAUCCAAUAGCCAUUCAGCGGGCGGAGGAACUGGCAGCGGCCACCGGUCAGGUGGUGCUCCCUGCGGACGAGGAGGAGAUGGAGUCGCCGAGCCAUCAAGCGGAAUCCCAUCCCAUCAUCGACGAGGACGAACAGGAUGUGCAGAUAUGCUACAACGAAUCGCCGGAACUGCAAAACGAAGAUCGCAACGAGCGGGCACAGGGAACACCUUCCAUCAAUGAGAGCGAGAUAGUGGCCGUCGAUGAGCCCGAAACGGAAAUGAACCUGGACAUGGACCUGGAACACCGCAAGCCAAGCAGUGCCGGCAGCUUGGACUCCCAGGGUCAGCAGUUCCUCCGCGACCAAGUGCGCCAUUUGGUGCGUCGCUUCACGGCCAGGGCCAACAAGGUCAAGUCCCGGAUCGAGCUGCCACCCACUCCCUCGUCCAGCAGCACGGCCAGUUCACCGUCUCCGCCGCCCACCAAGAGUCUGCAUCCAUCGCCGCAGCACAAGGUGCGCCUGGUGCCGGCGGGUCAGUAUCCGUCUCCACAUCGCGGAAGACUCUUCGAGGCAGACACUCCCCGCUCGAAUGUGUGGCUCUGCUCCAGCCUGUGCGGUGCCAACAAUGACGAGCGCACCCUGGAUCCCCAGGGCAAGAUCUACAUCUCCUGGCUGUGCGUGGUGUCACUGUCGUUCCUCUACAACGCCUGGGUCAUCCCGCUGCGCUCCUCGUUCCCCUUCCAGACCAAGGAGAACACCAACAUCUGGCUGGCCUGUGACUUCUGUGCCGACAUUGUGUACCUGCUGGACGUGGUCUUCUUCAAGCACCGGGUUAUGUACCUCUUCGAGGGAUUCUGGGUGAAGAACAAAAACCUGACCAGGAAGAACUACAUGAGGAAACUGCAAUUUAAGUUGGAUCUUCUGGCGCUUCUUCCGCUAGAGCUGUUGUACCUCAAACUGGGCACAGGUGCUGUUUGGUUGCGUUUUCCCCGGUUCUUUAAGAUUCAGAGCUUCUGGGAAGUGUUUCGCCUCUUGGAUCGAGUUAUAUCAUCACCACACUUUGUACGAGUGGCCAAAACAUUGACCUACAUGCUAUACAUGAUUCACAUCACAGCAGCCCUCUACUAUGCCUACAGCGACUACCAGGGAUUGGGCCAGAAUCGAUGGGUCUUCAGCGGCAAGGGUCAUCCGUAUGUGAGGUGUUUUGCAUUCGCCACGAAGACGGCCACAUCGAUUGGGAAAAAUCCGAAACCGGAACGCCAGGGGGAGUACGUCUUCAUGACGGUGGCCUGGCUAAUGGGCGUCUUCGUGUUCGCCUUGCUCAUCGGUCAGAUCAGGGACAUCAUCUCUACGGCCACGCGGAAUAAGCACGAGUAUCGCCAGCUGGAGGACGAGACGCUGGAGUACAUGCGACGCCUUAAUCUCUCCCAGGAGGUGCAGUCAAGGGUCAAAAUGUGGUUCCAGUUCACCUGGGAACAGCAGCGCACUUUGGAUGAAUCCAAUAUAUUGGAUGCUUUGCCCAUCAACCUUAAAACCGACAUUGCCAUCUCCGUGCACAUUCAAACCCUCUCAAAGGUUCAACUCUUUGCCGAUUGCGAAGAGGCUCUACUCAGGGAUCUGGUCCUGAAACUACGUGCCGUGACCUUUCUGCCUGGAGAUUUCGUUUGCCGGAAGGGUGAGGUUGGCCGGGAGAUGUACAUCGUGAAACUAGGGCAAGUCCAGGUGAUGGGUGGUCCCAGUAGCGAUGUCGUCCUGGCCACCCUCACCGAAGGCUCCGUUUUCGGUGAGAUCAGUCUGCUGGGCAUCAAUGGAGCUGAUCGCAGGACAGCAGAUGUGCGCUCCAAGGGCUACUCCAACCUCUUUGUGCUCUCCAAAUCGGAUUUGAACGAAGUGAUUGCGUAUUAUCCCAAUGCCCAGGCGAUCCUGAAGAAGCGAGCUCGUCAAUUGAUGCGGAAAAAUGCAGCCAGGGAGCGGGAGGAGGAGCGAGAGCGAGUACGCAGUGCCCUCCAGGCAGAUGUGGUCAUUGGGAAUCCGAAAACCCCGGAGACGCCACCGAAACUCUUGCAGACAGUUAUCCAGGCGCUGCCGUUUGAGUCGCCCGCCGUUGUGCUCAUCACCAGAGGUUCCAAGCGGAUGCGUCGCAAACGCCAAUCGCUGCAAAUGGAGACCAUCGUGGAGCCCAGAAUGGAAAUCACCGGUGUCGCCGAGUCGCAGGAACAAAAGAGCCUGAAACCGGGACGCUGCUCGCCCGAUUUACUCUCAUCCAUCCAGCAAGAGCUGAAGUCCAAGCACAAGUUCAUUAACCUCACGGAUUCGGAGAAGGCUCUGAUCAGCCAGUCGGCGAACAAUUCGCUGGAGGACAUGAAGGUGGUGGAUCUCUAAGAUUACGUAGCCAAUUCCAAAGUAUUUGUCUAAUUAUUGUAACAAAAUAUUCUGCGAUAUAAACUCUCUGUGUGUAUAACAAA